This is a messenger RNA of Chrysochloris asiatica (Cape golden mole), 2601 nucleotides long. RefSeq names its product coiled-coil domain containing 15 (gene CCDC15). The transcript has 16 exons. The record is from RefSeq and is a predicted model, not a curated record. NCBI's taxonomy places the organism in Eukaryota, Metazoa, Chordata, Mammalia, Afrosoricida, Chrysochloridae. The coding region runs from base 1 to 2601 and encodes 866 amino acids. Gene Ontology annotation, cellular component: centrosome.
AUGGCAGGAAAGAUGGCUCCCCUCAAGAAGCCUCAAAAUAUCCCGAGGGUGCCCCUUGCAUUAAACCCUCUGAAGAGCAAGGACGUGUUGGCAGUGCUGGCUGAGAGGAACCAGGCUAUAGUACCAAUUGGGGCAUGGGUGGAACCUGCUUCUCCCCAUUGUUCAGAAAUUCCAGCAAAUACUUCAGCUUGUGUGAUUGAAGAAGAACUGAAGGAGCAGCUAAGAAAAAAAAAAGAAACAUUGAAGCACUUUCAGAGACAAGUCAAACGCCGAGUAAAUCAACAUAUUAGGCUGAGAAAGAAACAACAGCUUCAGAAGUCUUAUGAAGCAGCAGAAAAAGAAGGCUCUAUAGCUAUACAGUCUUCAGAUCCUGUACUCAGAGGUGGGGGUCCUAAAAAGAGAACAAGUGUUUUUACAAACACUAUGAAUGCUGCUAGUGGAAUUUCAUGGUUACCUCUUACCCCAGAAGAUGGAGAAAAUCAUAAUGAAUUAUUCCAACAGCAAGCCCAGGCUCUCAGCCAAACCAUGAAACAGGUACGUCAUCAACUGGCAUCAUUUAAAACUAUGGGUGAAAACAAGUCGUCAGUGCUUCCAGAUGGUAAACUAAGUGUUCCUAUCCAAGAGCCAGCAUCCAUCAGGAUAAACAUAGAAACAAGAGAAGAAUUUACAUUGAAGGCCCACCAAGGUCUUUCAGCUACUGUACAUUAUCAGAACUUUAUGCAAAACCAGAAACUUGACUCUGUAGGAUGUGUAUCUAUUAUGACAGAUGAGAAAUGGAGAGAGAAUUUGCUUUGGGGUGACCAGCAGGAUCUCCUUUCUGAAAUCAAGGAUAAGCCUUUCAACAGAGUUCAGAAAGUACAGUUUAAAAAUCCAUUAUUUGAUGUGAUGGAAGAGAAAGAACUAAAGCAGUUACAUUUUCAGGAUAUGUUGUCAGAAGCCCAGGAUUAUCUUCAAGAAGUCCAAAGUGAUCUGUCUGAAACCCUUGGUGUUUUACCAAGAGUCCAGAGUGCUGAAUCAGAAGCUCAGAAUCUUGAGCCAGAUACCCAGGCUUUUGAUCUGGAAGUUCCUGCUGGCGAGCUUAAAACCCAAUCUGAUGAGCCUGAAACCCAAGUUGAUGAGGUCGAAACCCAGGCUGAUGAGCUUGAAAACCAGACUGGUGAGCCCAGAGCCCAGGCUGCAGAGACAAAAGCUCACGGUGUUAUGUUGAAAGCCCAGAGUAUUGAGCUGGAAGAAGGGAGUAUUAUGAUGGAAGAAGCCCAGGAUUUUUUACCUGAAAUCCAGGGUGUUCAACCCAAAGACCAGGAUUUUCUACUUAAAGAUGAAGAUGUUCUACAUAGAGACCAGAAUAUUCUACCCAAAUGUCAGGACCAAGAUAUUGUACCCAAAUACCAGAAAGUAAAUUUGAAACAGCCGGCAUCAAUUUCAAUUUUGAUAGGUAGGGGAGAGAGAGAGGUUUUUCCUCUGGAUGUCAAGCCUGAUCUACACAGGCAUCAAGAUCAAGCCUCCAUCAGGUACAAGAAAGUACGCUUCAAGGAGCCACAUUGUGCUAUAAUGGAUGGGAGUGGGGAAGAAGACUUCUCCCUGGCAGAUUCUAAGUAUCUGCCUCCUAAACUCCAGGAACAGACCUUCAUCAGAGAUCAGCAAUCUUCAUCUUUCAUGAGAGAGGAGACAGUAAGACAGGAAUCGCCUCAGGAGAAUCAUCAGUAUGUUAUACCUAAAAUCCAGGACCAAGCUUCCCCUGGAGAACAGGUUUAUGAUACAUAUCAAUCAGGACUAAACACUGAAAUCCAAGAUCCAAUGAUGCUUCAGUCUGGAGUUGAUCAAGAAGACAAAAAAGUGUGGCCGGGCCGCACCAAAGGUACAUCGCUCUGUGGCCACGUUAACCUCAACAGGAAGUGCAUCAGAAUUCGAGAACAGCUCGACACGGAGCUCCUGCGCUAUUCCGAGAGUCUUUUAGGUGUCCCCAUUGCAUAUGAUAACAUCAAAGUAGUGGACAAGUGUUCUAAAGUUUCUGAAGACACAACUGAAACCAUCACUGAAGAAGCUGUUGAAAAACCUCCAAAGAGGAAAAAGAAGAAGAAAGACCUAGAGCCUUACGAAGUGGAAGGUAACACUGCAGAGCUAGUGGAUGCCGCUGCAAAGGAAGGAACAGACCUACUUAUAAAGAAAGAGGAGGAAUGUUAUGCUGAAGAGCAGAGGAUCCCAAACAUGACCUGUCAUGAAGUACCAUAUUCAGGGGAAAAGAUGAGUGAGAUAUUAGCCCAACUGAAACUUGAAGAGAUAAAAGGUGAAAGAGAAAAACAGAAACAGAGAGAAAAAGAAUACUUAAGAUACGUAGAUGCUUUAAGAGCCCAGAUCCAGGAGAAAAUGAAGCUGUAUAAUAUUACUUUACCUCCACUGUGCUGUUGUGGUCCAGAUUUUUGGGAUGCUCAUCCUGAGACCUGUGCCAACAAUUGUAUUUUCUACAAAAACCACAGAGCAUAUACUCGGGCACUACAUUCAAUGAUCAGUUCGUGUGAUAUUCCUGAGGGACACUCAACUCUUCAAACCGCCAUCCAUAAUUUUGCAUCUGUAUAUAGACGGACUUUGAAAAAUCUGUAA